UUCAAAUAAUCCGUUCUCUCGAAAACUCACCAAGACCAUUUCGUGAAUAUAGAAACUUGCCGCGGGGAGAAUGGCGGGGGAAGCUGACGCCGCUGUCGUUGCGUCCGCCAGUACGGCAGUUAUGGCUGUUACUGCAGCGCCGACGGUUGGCCCCGAGAUACUUGUCCUUCAGCUAGUGUACGUCAUCGCCGUUAAGUACGCCUGGAUGUUCAUCGUGGCAUUCGGCCUGUUCGGCAACGUGAUGUCCAUCAUGAUAACCAUGCAGAAGGACAACAGGCGAAUCUCGACAUGUAACUACAUGACUGCUCUUGCGAUGGCUGAUUCGAUUGUCCUCGUCAACGAAGGAAUAUGGAGAAUAUUUUUCCACGUCUGGGAUUCAGAUUUUCCGACAGAGUUGGACAUGCAAAUAAUAUGGUACAUCGGGUUUUCCUUCGCAAUCCUUUCUGGUUUUUACCUCGCCGAGAUGACCAUUGAUAGGCUGAUCGUUGUCAGAUUCCCGAUGGCUGCUCCCAGACUCUGCACAACACGCCGCGCCUGUACAACAAUAGUCGUGACGUGCAUUGUGGUCUGUGGUCUCAAUCUCUACGUACUGUUCAACUUCAAAUACGUCCAUAACGAGCAGACAGGACACGGAACUCUGCUUAUGACGGUAGCAGAUGCUCCUGAACUCGAAACGCUGGGAACGACGGCUCAGUUAGCCAUAGGUACCAUCUUACCGUUCUUAAUCAUCGUCUCAUGCAACGUGUGGAUCUUUAAAGUCCUGCACAAGGCCUCAAAGAAGAGUAGCGAAAUGGGCGUCAGCAAGGAAAACCAGAAAACGCGAGAAAAAGAGACAGCGCACUUGAGCAGAAUGUUGCUUCUUGUCAGCAUCGCAUAUGUGCUGACGUCGAUUCCUUUGAGAAUCUACGACGUCAUCAUUGGGAUUCCGGAAGUCUUGGCACCAUACAGGCUGGACGAGGAGUACUGGAGUCUGCGGUACUAUUGCCAGUAUUUCAUAGUGGAAGACGUAUGGGAGAUGAAUUUUGGCAUCAACUUUUACCUUUAUUGUAUCGGAGGUGGCAAGAAAUUCCGGAAUGACGUCAAAGAGAGGCUGCAACAUAUAUUACCCUGUUGUAAGAUGUCAAGGACACGUGGCUCACAAAAAUCCGUCCUGUAG
Messenger RNA from Lineus longissimus, 1156 nucleotides. RefSeq names its product mu-type opioid receptor-like. Gene Ontology annotation, molecular function: G protein-coupled receptor activity. The transcript is spliced from 3 exons. Gene Ontology annotation, cellular component: plasma membrane. Gene Ontology annotation, biological process: G protein-coupled receptor signaling pathway. Lineage: Eukaryota; Metazoa; Nemertea; Pilidiophora; Heteronemertea; Lineidae. The coding region runs from base 71 to 1156 and encodes 361 amino acids. The record is from RefSeq and is a predicted model, not a curated record.